CCUUCUUUCAUUCUUAAUCCAGUGCUGUUGUUUUUGCAUUUGAACUAUCUCCAAUCCAUUCUUAGACUGACUAAAGGUGUCCGUAACGAUCGGAAAAGAAAUUGCCAACCCUGAUCCCAUAUCUCUUCUCUUGUCAGGGCCCUUUACAAAGUACGUUUGGGUCAGAGUCAUUUAGUAAAUGACUCAACCGUUGACAACCAGAGGCUAGUUGCUGAAGAAGCGUAUAAUUCUUUUGCUAGGAUCAUGGCGCAAUGUGUCGGUUUUAAGUCCAGCAUGGAUUCUCAUGAGGACCUAAUAAUUCAAGAAAUAUUUCAAGAGUUAUCUUGGGACCUCCAACAAUCAUCUGAUCCGCCUGUGUUGGAUGUGACAGACAUGUUUAACUUUGUGUCUGGCGAUUCUCAAUCAGGAUCCUGUUCUGAUUUUGAACAAUUGCUCAGUGAACCAAGUGUUGAGCUGAUCAGUAGUCCUACUAGUGGCACUUCAGAGACGUCCCCAACUAUCAAUGUACCCGUGGAAAAAUGUUCACUUGUUGAACCCCAAAAAUCCAUCGAGGUUCAAUUAACGUGCUUAGUUUGUGGAAAUGUUGCUGGGAAACAUUGUUACUAUGGAGGACAGGUUUGCGUCAGCUGUCGGGCCUUUUUUCGAAGGUCUGUGCUUGGAAAAUCUUACGCAGAUUUUAGAUGUGCCAAAGAGAAACAAUGUGCCAUUAAUUCUAAAUCGUGGAAAAGUUGCCGUUUUUGUCGCUUUCAAAAGUGCUUGCAGAGUGGGAUGCGAAUUGCCUGGGUGGAUACCGAAGAUAGGCCUAAACGUGCGCUGAAGAGUUCCACUGCCAAAAGCAAAGUGGUCGUACCAUCUCAUGGAGUUCCACAAUCCUUGGAGCCCAAAUGGACCGUGGACGAAGAGUGCUACAUCCGAGGGUUUUACACUCAUGCUUGGGAGAAUUGGUGCCAUGUCAUCACCGAUUUCUAUGCCAAGCACCCAAUUUACUUUGCCUCGAUUGUUUCCAUAAUUUUUUUAGAUGUUUCUGUAGACAGCAAUCCUUUGAUGAAAAAGGCUAAUUUUUACGAGGGCAUGAUUGAAAUGGAGCUAUCUUUACAAAAAUUUUGGUUUACCCAUCCCGAUAUGAAUGGACUGUGUAAAGAGGAUCAGGAGGAAUUAGUGAACAAGAACAACGAUUUAAUCUUCACGUUUUGCCGAUGUGUCCAAUAUUUGAAUGUUCAAGACGUUGUCAAGUAUUCUCGCCUUUAUCGAGAUCACUUAAAAGAACGUGCCAAUGAAGAUGAAUCUUGCCAAGACGUGGCCGCCAUGUUUAAAGGCUUCAGCAUUUCUGACCAUCCCGAAGAUUACAUCAAACCAAACAAUACAACCCCUCUUUGCCUUUUGUCCAAUGACACUGAAAGUAAACACGUUGAGGAUAGCAUCAUGACCGACAUGCAAGAGUGGAGCCGUUUGUUUGCCCAAGGGCCUUGUGAUCCAAUUCUUCAGACCCUGAUGGGUUAUAUCCUCAUCUUUGACCCGAGUAUGAAGAAGCUCCAAAAUUAUAAUGCUGUUAGUAACAUUCAAACCAAAUAUUUGCAUUUGCUGCUUCGUUACCUCAGAGCAGUAGUCCCCAAACAAGCCAACAAGAAAAUAGGACAAGCCGUAGAAUUCCUCACUAAACUUCGAACCUUAUCGGAUAUACAAAGCCAAGCCCGGUCUGAAUGCAUCAAUUUGAAGUAAAAACAAAUUCUAAACAUA
Tigriopus californicus is the source of this 1737-nucleotide messenger RNA. RefSeq lists its product as uncharacterized. NCBI's taxonomy places the organism in Eukaryota, Metazoa, Arthropoda, Copepoda, Harpacticoida, Harpacticidae. The coding region runs from base 244 to 1719 and encodes 491 amino acids. Gene Ontology annotation, molecular function: zinc ion binding; RNA polymerase II cis-regulatory region sequence-specific DNA binding; nuclear receptor activity. The record is from RefSeq and is a predicted model, not a curated record. Gene Ontology annotation, biological process: hormone-mediated signaling pathway; tissue development; regulation of transcription by RNA polymerase II. The transcript has 2 exons. Gene Ontology annotation, cellular component: RNA polymerase II transcription regulator complex.